AAAACAGUCAAAACUAUUUGUUUAUCUUCAAAUUUUACUGUCUACAGGUUUCCAACCAAAAAAGUUCAAAUCUUUUUUCACUCGAUUCCUGCUGAACCUGUUUUGCUCCGCACCGUUUUGCAUCGUCUCUCCUUGCGCGUUAUAUCCUCCUCCCCUUCCUUGUGUGUACGUAUAUCUUUCCGCCCCUGGAGAGCGCAUGUGCCUCAUCCCUGCCGCAGUGUGUCUACAUUAAAUUUGGACUGCCGAGAUGUGUGCCAGCGCUAUCGCCUGUUAGUCCUGGUAGAUGUUGGGCCGACAGUUGAUCGGAUUCCAGACGGGGCUGUAUAAAAAAUGAUGGACACCUGGUUCGGUGUCUUGUUAUGUCUUUUGCUGGCGUCCGGGUCGGUGGCGGAGGCUGUCAGAGCCGAUCAGAUAGUGCUGGUGAUAUUGAGAGGAGUGACGGGACUGCCCGUGUCGGAAUUGCGUCGUGAAAUCACCCGCCAGUUUGAUGACUCGGGCCCUGCUGUCGAGCCGUUUAUUCACGUCAUCCCCGGUGACUUGGACGUCAAAGGAGAGUGGACCCUUCUGCCUCUUUUUCCAAAGAUAGUGGAGGUGCAUCCGAAUGCGACUUGGUUAAUUAUCUUGCAGGAGUCUACCCGAAUCAAUUGGUCCGAAUUGGUCGAUUUGACGCAGGGCUUCGAUCCCGACAAAGAAUGGUUCAUCGGUCGCCAAUUGUACGACAGGGAGCCGACAAUCGUCCACCAUUUUGCGUUUCAUCACGAUCCGUCAGCAUUCAAAUAUCCGCUCGCUGAGGCCGGCAUCAUUCUCUCUUGGCCAACUGUCAAAAGGGUUCAAUCCAGGAUAACUCGCCAACAGCUGCCGAGGGACUUCUCCAUCGAUGCUCAACACGAGCUGGCCGUCUACUUAAUGGACGGUGUCAAUAUGACUCACUUGCCGGCCUUGUGCCUCCGCCCAGCUCCCAACUGUGCCACUUGGAUUCAGCCCUUUGAGCCCUGCGCGACGGACGUAGAUUCUGGCGAUUUGUUCUUCGCCGUCAAGACCUGGUCAAAGUUCCACACCGACCGGGUGCCCGUCGUGCAGAGAACCUGGGCCCGCCGUGCUCAACGACUCGUCUUCUACAGCGACGUCGCAGACGAGAGGAUCCCGACCGUGUCGCUGGGCGUUCCCAACGCGGAGAGCGGCCACUGCUUGAAGACGUUGGCCAUAAUUGACCACCUGGAUGAAUGGAUAGCCUCCACCUCGGCGGCAGGGCUGGAUACCAGUCCCGGCUGGUAUGUCAUAGCCGAUGAUGAUUCCAUAAUAGGGGUUCGAAAGUUGCAGGAAUUCCUGAGCUGCCACGAUCCGUCGCAGCCUCUCCUUAUCGGCCAAAGGUACGGCUACGCCAGUGGCCAUAAUUACGGAUACGAUUACAUCACGGGUGGCGGUGGCAUGGUGCUGAGUCGACCCGCCGUUCAGUUGAUUGCCGGCCGAUGCCGGUGUCCCGGACCCGAUACUCCCGACGAUAUGUGGCUGGGCGCGUGCGGCGAAUCCCUAGGGAUUUCCAUCGUGCACUUUCCCGGAUUCCACCAGGCCAGACCGGAUGAUUACCCGCCGGAAUUACUGCAGACUCAAUUUGUCGUCUCAUUCCACAAGCACUGGAUGAUCGAUCCGCUGCAAGUCUACGAAAAAUGGUUCGCCGACGAGGACGAUUGGUCGAUCAAAUCACCUGUGGACGAAGCCGGCAAUCAGCAGACGGACUGUUCGGUGAUGGAUCCGUCACGGAACUGCCACCACGUGAAGCAACAGCCAGCAGCAGCAGCAGCAGCCGCAGCCGCAGCCCAACUCUUUCAAACCGCCAAGAAUUCCGGUUUGAAGGAGAGAAUACCUGACGAAUUGUGACAUAUCUCUCUCUCUCGCUCUCCUUUUGAUUUCGUGCAAUAGCUUUUUUGGGUGGUGGUGGAUGACGUCAUUUUGUCUUUCACAGUGGUGCAUCUCUUUCGACUUGACCUUGUGUAUUUUCUGUUGCCAAAACUAAGCCAAAACUAAUUCUUCAGAUCAGAGAAAAGGUUUGGGUGGGAUUUUGUUUUUCCAAAAACCAGCUAAGAGACUAAAAAUGCUUUGAAUGCCAAUUGUGCUGGGGUUUUUUGCGGGUAAAUAAUAUUCAAAUUUGCCUUGUUGCGUCAUACGAGAGAAAUAAUUAAAAAAAAAGCUCAGGUUGCAACUCGCUCGGGUAAUGUGAAUUGACUUUUGGGCUAAUAGUUGGCCCGGCAUCUUUAGCCGCGUGCCGGAUCAAGUUUACCACAUUAGAGCCUUUUUCUUUCUUUUCUUUUCUUUCAACAUGUUGCUACUUCUGGUUUAGGUUCACUCUGCCCAUGUUUUUAUUUUAUUUGUGUGUGUUUGUGUGUGUGUGCUUGUGCAUGUCCUCGUCCUUUUAACUCUUUGAGAGAACAUGAAAAGACUCCCUAAAACACUCCGACCUAUUUUUAUAUGGUAUAUAUACGCCAACGUUAAAUUACACAACAACAACCACCGGUCGGUCGCAAGCUCUUACCUGAAAUUUACCGAGACGGCCAGCAGCAGCAGCUACAGUUUUAACCAUAUCUUUAUAAAUUUUAUUUUUCAGCUCUUGACUGCUCUUGCUUCAUUUUACGCUAAUAAAAAAACGAGUUAAAAAUAAACGUGUUUCUUUUUUCUU
This is a messenger RNA of Daphnia pulicaria, 2674 nucleotides long. RefSeq names its product beta-1,3-glucosyltransferase-like. Gene Ontology annotation, molecular function: acetylglucosaminyltransferase activity. Lineage: Eukaryota; Metazoa; Arthropoda; Branchiopoda; Diplostraca; Daphniidae. The transcript is spliced from 11 exons. The record is from RefSeq and is a predicted model, not a curated record. Gene Ontology annotation, cellular component: membrane. The coding region runs from base 331 to 1878 and encodes 515 amino acids.